CCGGCGCCGUGCCGGGCAGGCAGCCCCAGGCAUGUCGUCACUACACCCGUUGUCAACCCCGCAGAAUUUGUCUUCGCGUACACACCUAACCUCGCCUCAUUCGGCGGCCAGCCCAGAGUCCACGUUCUCUGAGCGCGUGUACCGGAGCACGGACCGCAGAAAGGCGACCCACUGGAGCCCCGAGGAGCCGCCGCUCUACAGCGGCUCGCCGACACCGCGACCGCAGCAGGGUGCUACGUCGCUGCUGAAUACACCCACGCAUACACGCACUCCGGGGAGCGGGAGCCGGUACGAUACGACGCCAAUUUACGGAGAGUACGAGGACUACGAGGAUGACCCGAACGACGACGCAAAGACAGUGUAUUACACACCAACCUCGGCGAUGCCACGUGGUAUGGCGGGUGGGCUGUGGAAGCAAGCGCCGCCACCGCAACCCAGAUUUGUCGCGCCCAAGAAACCGGCGCCCACUUCGGCGAUUCCGACGUCGGUUCUGGAUCUGCCCAGCCAGCGCACAUACGCGCUGGCGAUAGGCGUUGCGCUGAUGGCGUGGAAGGCGUACGAUGCAAUCUGCCUGUCGGUUAAUGAGGGUGUUAGCACGGGCCUGUUCAUCCAGUGGUGUGCACUCGAUGUCCUGCUAUGGUACUUUGGCUGGCGCCUGCAUAUCCCGCAGUUUUCGAUCUCAGCGCGGACGAUGGGAGUCCUGAUUGGACUGUCGGUGUUUCUGAACGCCAACCUGUUCUGGCUGCGCACCAGUCUGUUUGUACUGGCAGCAAAGCCCAUGGCUCUGGGAUUCGCUGGCAACUGUAUUAGGUUCGUCCAGCGCAUUCCGUUUAUUGGCCCGCAGAUUGUCGGCGACAGCGAGCUUCUGAUCGAUACAUUCGAGCUUGAUCGCGAGCACAUUCUGGGCCGGCAUACAAUCCACAUUCUGCCGCACAGCCUGGCACAGAUGAACCAAAACGGGCGGGGGUUCUGCAUCGACGAGCAGGCGCGGCGCAGCGAGCCAUGGUACUGGAAGUACACAUCCAGCGUGUUCCCGCACCACAGCAGCCAGAACACGCGCAUUCCGCUGCUGAUCAACGGCACCCAGCCUGCAUCGAUUGUCUAUGCGCACACAUCGUUUGAGACUGGCCAACGCCAGCUGCACUCGGUAAAGAACGUUGGCGCUCUGCAUCGUGAGGUGAGCACAGCGUACCCAGCGCUGGGCAGCUGGGUUCAGGCCACGUACUAUCUGCCUGUCAGCGACGUGGGCGCUUACGAGCUGGUGUCAGUCAAGGAUGACAAGGGUCUCGAGUUCAGGACUGCUCUGCAAGCACCACCAACCAUCGUUGUGAGCUGCCCCACUGCCCGCCUUCAAUGGCGCACGGAUGUUCCGCGCGGCGCUGACAACUUUAUUGUUCACAACCGCGGCGAAGCCACGAUCUGCCAACGCGUCAGCUCAGACGACCAGGACAGCGACCCAGCGUAUGACGACGGGCUGAUGGAAGCCAUUGCCAUGGGAUACGAGCCGCUGGAGAUGACCAUCGUUCGCUUGGUCAACGGCCGUCGGGAGGUCAUUGGCUUGGACGACAUCCAGCCCCGCGUAUCUGGCGAUUUUGUGGAUAAAAUUGAUGGCAAAGAUCUCAGCGAGACCCAGCGCGCGGCAAUCAACAAGUGGUCCAAGUACAGGGCCCGCCGUCUCACAUACACGCUUACCGACGCGUUCCUGAACCCCGGCGAAUACGUGUACAAGCUCGAGAAUGUGCGUGACGCAGCUAACCAUACUGUCAGACUGUCUGAAUCGGUUGGCACCCACGGGAUGUUCAACGGCGAGGUCACUGCUGUUGACAAAGCGCAGUACCUGUCCAAGAUCCAAGUCUAUGGCCGGCCGGCUGUUACGUGGGCCAGCUCGUCAGAUACAUCUGGUACUGAGCAGCUGCGGCUGUCAAGCGACAGGCUGCGCAAGUCACGCUAUGAUCUUCCACUCAAGCUCUCGGGCCAGGCACCAUGGACCGUUGACUACGAGAUAAUCGAUGGUGACGCGAUCGAGAAGCAGACUAUGACGUUCGCCAAAUCCAAGAACGCAGUGAUUGCUGCUUCGGCACCCGGCAUCUACCGUAUAUUGGGUGUCAGCGAUAAGAACUGUGUGGGCAAUGCUAUGGCCUCCAACAUCACGCUGGUCCGCACUGUGAGGCCCACGGUCUCGAUCACGGCCAGCCCGAUCACGGCCAAGGAGUGCGGCGGCGAGAUUGGCUCGCAGAUUGAGCUCGAGCUUACCGGCCGCCCGCCAUUUGUGGUGCACUACAAGGAGCGCAAUCUGCGGUUCCCGAACACGCGGGCAGUGACGCGGGUGGUGCGUACUACGCAGCGCCGCCACAGCUUGCGCAUCACGCCGGAUCUUGCAGGCACCUACGAGUUUGAGUUCUUCCAGGUCGAUGACGACAACUACCCGAGCGGCCAGCCGAUCAAGACCAUUGUCAAGCAGGUCGUCCACGCCCAGCCCUCGGCCAAGCUGGACACUUCCGGUGGCAGCAUCCCGAGCCGCGCGUGUAUGGGCCAGUCAGUCAAGAUCCCGGUCAGGUUUGCAGGCCAGGGGCCCUGGGGACUCACAUACAGCAUCAUCCACGAUGACCGCCGAGUCACCGAGGUCAUGGAGGACAUUACCGACGAGCACAUCACAAUUCCUGUCGGGCCGUUUGAGAACGCCGGAGCCUAUGCAAUUGAGCUGCUGCAAGUGCGCGAUGGCAACAAGUGCCCGCGCGACCUGCGGGACGUCAGCGCCAGCAUCCGUGUGCGCGAGGGCGGACCACAGGCAGGGUUCAAGUGUAUGGACCACGGAAGCAUCCGCGCCCUGGCCGGCAAGCCCAUCCGUCUGCCGAUCCACGUCACGGGCGAGGCACCGAUUACUGUCAAGUACCGCCGCGUUGACGACCCCGACGAACGUGUGUUUGAGGCAACGGUCCCGCAAAAAUCAAUGGAUAUGGGCCAGGAUAGCUACAUUCCGGCAUACGAGCCUGGCGAGUAUGAGCUGGUAUCGGUCGAUGAUGUGUGUCCUGGAACUGUCGAUCAGGACAACUCUCGGUGCACGGUGCGUGUUGAGCCCAAGCCGUAUGCGUGGUUCGAGACCAAGGACCUGGUCCUGGACGACACUUCUUCGUCUCGCAAGGAGGGCGUAUGGCGGUUUGCUGACGCAUGCCAGGGCGCAGCGGACCCGGGCAUUCUCCAGCUCGGAUUCAGCGGCUCAGGGCCGUGGGAGAUCGAGUACCUGGUUGAGCACUGGACGUCGCUGAAUCCGCACUCGGGCAUCAGCAAGUACGCCGACCAAUCGACCAAGCGCACGGCCGUGGCACUCCGACCCAGCACGCUCAAGGCCGAGGCCAGCGAGCCCGGGCUGUACCGCUACACCAUCAUGUCGGUGCGCGACCAACGGUACCAGGAGUUCCAGCGGCAGCCGCCGGUGUUUGUCAAGAACUCGGUCAGCAACGUCACGGCGGUCGAGCACCGCGUCACACUGAGCCCUGAGGCUGAGCUGCGCGCAUACCUGCCAGACGGCACGCCCAUCGACACAUCGAGCUCGUCGGCGUUCCGGCGCAAGCCCAAGGUGAUCAAGCACUGCCUGGCGACCGGCCAGUCUCGUAGCGAAGGCGACGCGCAGUCCUGGGCCAAGGUGCGUGAACACCUGCCGGUGUUCCGGAUCGAGUUCGAUCGCCGCGGAUUGCCGCCAUUCCAGGCCUGGAUCGAAGUGUUCCCGACCACCGGGCCCAGCGAAGUCGUGCAGAUCGACAACAUCGACUCGUACAUGCAGGUCGUCGCGCUGCCCGAGCACAUCGCUGCCAAGACCGGCCGCUAUCACAUGCGUCUGAUCAAGACCCGCGAUGCGCGGGGCUGCGAGAAGGAGUUUGUCGACAUGGCCACCGUCGGGCUGGCACGCAAGGACGCCGGUGCCAUCGAGGGCGGCAUCGAAAUCGAAUAUGUCGAGGCUCCCAGCGCACGCCCGGCGUCAUCCAGCCCGGCGGCAAACCCGGCGCGUGACGUGUGCGUCGGCGACAUUCUGGCAUUCGACCUCCGCGGGCUGUCCUCGUGGACUGUCGACUACACAUACAACCAUGUGCGCCGGAGCGCCCCCGCCAACAAGCACCUGUUCCGGCGCCUGGCCGACGUGCCCGGCAACUUCUCGGUGAACCGCGUGUGCCACCGGUCGACCAACGACUGCUGCAGCGAAUUCGACGAUCUGUCAUAUACGGUGCACGAGAUUCCGCGCGUGCGCGUCAGCGGCGGCAAGGACGUCUAUCAGGACAUUUUGGAGGGCGAUCAGGUCGAGAUCCGUAUGGACCUGGCCGGCACCCCGCCCUUCACCUUCACGUGGCAGCGCCGCGCGCUUGGCUCGACCAAGGUCCUCGAGUCGCAUACCGUCAAGGACCUGGAGACCAGCGAGUACAAGAUCGUUACGUCGAAUGAGGGUACGUUCGAGGUCACGUUCGUGCGCGACCGCUAUUGCCAAUACCCAAAGGCAUGA
Linderina pennispora is the source of this 4492-nucleotide messenger RNA. RefSeq lists its product as uncharacterized. Gene Ontology annotation, biological process: protein import into nucleus; nuclear pore organization. Lineage: Eukaryota; Fungi; Kickxellomycota; Kickxellomycetes; Kickxellales; Kickxellaceae. Gene Ontology annotation, cellular component: nuclear pore transmembrane ring. The coding region runs from base 32 to 4492 and encodes 1486 amino acids. Gene Ontology annotation, molecular function: structural constituent of nuclear pore. The transcript has a single exon. The record is from RefSeq and is a predicted model, not a curated record.